Drosophila busckii is the source of this 1829-nucleotide messenger RNA. RefSeq lists its product as uncharacterized. The record is from RefSeq and is a predicted model, not a curated record. NCBI's taxonomy places the organism in Eukaryota, Metazoa, Arthropoda, Insecta, Diptera, Drosophilidae. The transcript is spliced from 7 exons. The coding region runs from base 100 to 1821 and encodes 573 amino acids.
UCUUGCCAAAAGUUUAAUCAAUAAUUAAUACAAUGUCACUUGGAUUGACCUUUGACUGUUGACUCGCACAAUGACUAAUGUGUAUCAUUUUGGCAAGAAAUGGCAAAGAAAGGAGGAGUGCAGCAGCUUCAAGCGGACAUCAGCAGCGACGAGGAGUUUGAAAAGUUUCUGCAGCGACCUGGUUUGCUCGUCCUGGAUAUAUACUCCGAGUGGUGUGGACCAUGCUUGGGCAUGGUGGGUAGCCUGCGUAAGAUCAAGCUCGAGCUUGGUGGCGACAACUUGCAAUUGGCUAUUUGCAAAGCUGGCUCCAUAUCCCAUCUGCAGCGUUUCAAUAAAAAAAGUGAGCCCACUUGGAUGUUUGUUGCAAAUGGCAAAGCCAUAAAUAUAAUGUUUGGCACGGAUGUGCCCAAGCUGGUUGCCUUGAUAACCAAAGAGCUCGAGCUGACUAUUGCCAAGGAGCCCCAUAUUAGCUACGAAAUAACAGAGCUGCAGCCCAUAGAGCUGGAACAGUUGCGUAUUAAGAAUGAAGCUCUUGCGCUGGCGGAACGUAUUGAAUUGGAGGAUUCGAAAAAGAAGCGCAUCGAGUAUUUGAGAUUUGUCACAGAUACCAUAAUAGAGAACUUGCCAGAUAUUGGCAUAACCGUAUUUGGCCCGCAGGUGAAUCGUGAUAUGUUCAAAAAGCUUUCUGAACCAGCGGAUCCAUUGAAAAUUCAAUGUAAAGAUCGCAAAGUAUUUGCAAUUACUCAAAGUGAUUUCAAUACCGUUAAUUUUGCGGCGGAAAAUCCUUUGCCCAGCGAAGUAAUAGAGUAUCUAUAUGAUAAGGAGCUGCUCAUGUGUUUCUGGAAGGUAGAGGAGUCUCUGGGCACACCGACUAGUGUAUUAAAGCAGUAUGAAAUUGAGUUGACCAAGGAGAAUAUCAAGCCACCCGAUGAGUUCAAUGAGGAGGAAACGAUUUUACCCCCGCUAAUAAUACCCUUGGAGGUCAGUGUGGUAGUUAAAGUGAAGGAAAAAUCAGCAAGCGAGGAACACUCUGAAGCAACAGAAACUGCAGCUGGAGGAAGCAGUGAGGAGCAGCGUACAGCAUCAAAGGAUUCGCCUGACAAGGAGGAUGCACAGCAAUUCAAGCUUAUAAAAGUUCCACCCAUAUGGGUGCCCACAGAUCAGCGCACACAUGCGGCGCUCAUUUAUACGUAUUUUCGUGGACAAACUACGGGAUUUCUGCCACCAGACCCUUCGCCGGAGCCACCCCAUAUUAUAAUGACAUUUGACGCCUAUAAGAAAAAGGAUCUAAUGAAUCUUGUGGACAGUUGCCGCGAUGAUAUACCGCUAUAUGGAUUCUUUACCAGCGAUGACACUGAGACAGCUGCUUUCAUUGCUAAUUCUGUGGACAAAUACAAUGCCAAGACCUAUGUGCCCACCGAUAAAAUAGUGCUCAAAGUCAAUAAAAGUCAGAGUCAGACGAUACAAUUGCUGAUGGAAUAUGGUCCCAAUUAUGUAAGUCCAAACUCUGUUGAAGGUCACAAGGAAGCCGGCAAGUUUUUCCCACCCAAUUAUAAGUCGGCGUUGCAAGAAGAAGCAGAACUACACGCGGUUAAGGCCGAAAAGCCCAAGAAACGCAAAAAGAAUAAGAAGGGAGCUGACGCCGAAGACAGCGGACAGGCGAACGCAAGUGCACAGGAUAAUCUGCAGGAGGCAGACGAGGCGGCUAAAACGUCACCAGAAGAAGGUGCUUCAACCACCAGCAGUGGUGAGGAUAGCUGCGAGAGUCGUCCGCCCACAGCCGAUGGCAAUAAUCUGCCAAAUGAUGGAGCACAGCCAUAGACAGAAUA